Dalotia coriaria is the source of this 1769-nucleotide messenger RNA. RefSeq names its product DEAD-box helicase Dbp80-like. Gene Ontology annotation, molecular function: RNA helicase activity; RNA binding; ATP binding. Lineage: Eukaryota; Metazoa; Arthropoda; Insecta; Coleoptera; Staphylinidae. Gene Ontology annotation, cellular component: cytoplasmic stress granule; nucleus. Gene Ontology annotation, biological process: poly(A)+ mRNA export from nucleus. Bases 203 to 1636 code for a protein of 477 amino acids. The record is from RefSeq and is a predicted model, not a curated record. The transcript is spliced from 5 exons.
AUUUGUGUGGCGGCGAAUCGACUCGCCGGAAAAGACUCGAGAAGAAACGAUUCACGACGAAUCGACGGGAACGAAACGACGUAUACCCAUGUAGUGAACAUACAUACUACAUGCAAAUUUCGAGAUUCGAGCGGUUUUAUGCAUUUUUUCGUUAAUUAUCUGUGAGCAGUCCAAAGUUAUAAUACAUACAUUAACAAGCAUCAUGUCAGAGAAUGUCGAUUGGUCCAAAUAUGUUUCCGAGCAGGAAAAACUUGUCACAAACAAGUUAGCGACGGUUAACAUUGAUCAAAAUGCUCAACCUAGCACUGGUGCGUCUGGGCAUAAACCGAAAUUGGGCAAUGAUGAAGAACAGUUCAGCCCGGCUGAAGUGAGCCUCCUACAAAAAAUUAUUCGUAAUGGACUGGUAGAAAACAAGAAUGACUUAGAAGUUCAGAGAAGAGAUCCAACAUCUCCAUUAUAUUCAGUCAAAAACUUUGAAGCACUUAACUUACGCCAAGAAUUAUUAAAAGGUGUAUAUGGUAUGGGAUUCAAUGCUCCGUCCAAAAUCCAAGAAGCAGCACUCCCAACACUACUAGCUGAGCCGCCACAAAACUUAAUUGCUCAGUCUCAAUCUGGCACUGGCAAAACAGCAGCAUUUGUCUUGGCAAUGUUGAGUAGAGUCAAUCCAAAUGAUAAAUAUCCUCAAGUGUUAUGUCUCUCUCCAACGUAUGAGCUUGCAAUACAAACUGGGGAAGUUGCAGCCAAGAUGGGAAAAUUCUGUCCUGAUAUUGAGCUGCGUUAUGCCGUUAGGGGUGAGGAACUCGCUCGAGGUUCACGAGUUGAAGAACAAGUCAUCAUUGGCACUCCAGGAAAAGUGUUAGAUUGGGCAACUAAACUGAAAGUAUUUGAUUUACGAAAAAUACGAGUGUUUGUGCUUGAUGAAGCUGAUGUCAUGAUUGCAACACAAGGACAUCAGGAUCAGUGUAUUCGAAUUCACAAAAAUAUUAAUAAGGAUAUUUGCCAAAUGAUGUUCUUCUCUGCCACCUACGAUCAAGAAGUAAUGGAAUUCGCGGAAGUCAUCGUAACUAACCCGGUCAUUAUCCGUCUAAAACGCGAGGAAGAAAGCCUGGAUAAUAUUAAGCAAUAUUAUGUUAAGUGUGCAAACGAGCAGCAGAAAUAUAACGCAGUGAUAAAUAUCUACGGCACGGUGGGUGCUGGUCAGGUGAUUAUCUUUUGCCACACGCGUAGAACGGCCACCUGGCUUUCCGAGAAGAUGUCUAAGGAAGGUCAUGCUGUCGCGUUGUUAACUGGUGAUCAGACUGUCGAACAACGUAUUAGCGUUUUGGAUCGUUACAGAAAUGGCCAAGAAAAGGUUCUCAUAACAACGAAUGUUCUCUCUAGAGGCAUUGAUGUUGAACAAGUAACAAUCGUGGUGAACUUCGACUUACCUGUGGACGUUAGAGGGCAAGCAGAUUGUGAAACAUAUCUACACAGAAUCGGUCGCACUGGUCGCUUCGGUAAGCAUGGGAUUGCUAUUAAUCUCGUUGAUGGCCCUAAUACUGAAGCUAUAUGUCGUGCCAUCGAGACACAUUUCAAUAAGAAAAUUCAAUUCUUAAACGCCGAGGAUGCCGAUGAAAUCGACAAAAUUGGUGCUUAAGGUGCGUUUAUACAAAUUUUUUUAAAUAAUGGAAUAUUUUGUUUUUGUAUUUCAUGGAUUGCUCUUGCGUAUAUGUGGGUACGCUUUAUAGGUUCUUUUAUAAAACACAUGUUAAAGUAAAUAUUUAUUUUUA